This is a messenger RNA of Helianthus annuus (common sunflower), 677 nucleotides long. RefSeq names its product 60S ribosomal protein L36-2. Gene Ontology annotation, biological process: cytoplasmic translation. Gene Ontology annotation, cellular component: ribosome; cytosolic large ribosomal subunit. Lineage: Eukaryota; Viridiplantae; Streptophyta; Magnoliopsida; Asterales; Asteraceae. Gene Ontology annotation, molecular function: structural constituent of ribosome. The transcript has 4 exons. Bases 153 to 485 code for a protein of 110 amino acids. The record is from RefSeq and is a predicted model, not a curated record.
CAAACUUUCAGAUUAUCCAUAACAUAGGCAAUGGCCCAUGAAUAAAAGCCCACUGGUAUGAACAUUCCAACCUACUAUAUAACAACACUUGAUUUAGGGUUCCAGCCGACCCCUGUCAAACGCAACUGCCUCGAGGAUUUUCUAGGCACAAAAUGGCUCCAAAACAGCCGAACACUGGACUUUUUGUGGGUCUAAACAAAGGACAUGUUGUGACCAAGAAGGAAUUGGCACCACGCCCAUCUGACAGGAAAGGGAAAACAAGCAAAAGAGUACACUUUGUGAGGAACCUAAUCAGAGAGGUUGCCGGGUUUGCUCCUUAUGAGAAGAGAAUUACCGAACUUCUUAAGGUUGGAAAAGACAAACGUGCCCUCAAAGUUGCCAAGCGAAAGUUGGGCACUCACAAGAGGGCGAAAAAGAAGAGAGAGGAGAUGUCUAGCGUUCUCCGCAAGAUGAGGGCUGGUGGAGGUACCGAGAAGAAAAAGUAAGUUUGUGUUCGAUACACCUUGAAGAUCUUUCUUGAUUUGUUUGACUAGAUCUAUAGGCAGGACUUAUUGUCGAACCUUCUUGUUUUACUGUUUUUGGAAUUUUGACUCUUCUGGGUCAAGUUUGUUUGAUGAAGAUUUUUGUCCGACCUAAUUUGGGUUGCAGAAAAAUCAAAAUUAACGGGUGUUUGAUAA